UCGAUGCGUAUGCGCAGGUGGAUUUAUAACCACAACAGAGCUGCGGACAUUUGUCACACUUCUGGAAGAGGAAAGAUCCAGUCGGCAUCUGGCAGUGAGGAGGAAGCUGAGGGCCUGCAGAAGACAGUGUGCUGUGCUCUGGGGAGAGUGGUUAGCUGCCAUGGUUUUCUCAAAUAAUGAUGAAGCCCUUAUUAACAAAAAAUUGCCCAAAGAACUUCUGUUAAGAAUAUUUUCUUUCUUGGACAUAGUUACUUUGUGUCGAUGUGCACAAGUUUCCAAGGCAUGGAAUGUUUUAGCUCUGGAUGGAAGCAAUUGGCAAAGAAUAGACCUUUUUAACUUUCAGACAGAUAUAGAGGGUCGUGUUGUGGAAAAUAUAUCGAAAAGAUGCGGUGGGUUCCUGAGACAACUUAGUCUGAGAGGAUGUCACGUUGUUGGAGACUCCUCCUUAAAGACCUUUGCACAGAACUGUAGAAACAUCGAACACUUAAAUUUGAACGGGUGCACAAAAAUCACUGACAGCACGUGUUACAGUCUUAGCAGAUUCUGUUCCAAGCUGAAACAUCUGGAUCUGACAUCUUGUGUAGCCAUCACAAACAGCUCUUUGAAAGGCUUAAGUGAGGGUUGCAGAAAUCUGGAACAUUUGAAUCUUUCCUGGUGUGAUCAGAUUACGAAGGAUGGUAUUGAAGCACUGGUGAAAGGGUGUAGUGGACUAAAAGCUCUAUUUCUUAGAGGUUGCACACAGUUAGAAGAUGAAGCAUUGAAACACAUUCAAAAUCACUGUCAUGAGCUUGCAAUCCUGAACUUGCAGUCCUGCACACAAAUUUCAGAUGAAGGUAUUGUAAAAAUCUGUAGAGGAUGCCAUAGACUUCAGUCACUGUGUGUUUCGGGCUGUUGCAACCUUACAGAUGCUUCUCUCACAGCACUUGGUCUAAACUGCCCAAGGCUGAAGAUUUUGGAAGCUGCAAGAUGUUCACAGCUCACAGAUGCUGGUUUUACCCUUUUAGCACGGAACUGCCACGAGCUGGAGAAGAUGGACUUGGAAGAAUGUGUUUUGAUAACUGACAGCACCUUGAUACAACUUUCUAUACACUGUCCUAAACUACAAGCAUUGAGCUUAUCUCACUGUGAAUUGAUCACUGAUGAUGGGAUUCUUCAUCUGAGCAACAGCACGUGUGGUCACGAGCGGCUGCAAGUACUGGAGCUUGAUAACUGCCUGCUCAUCACUGACGUGACCCUGGAACACCUGGAGAACUGCCACAACCUGGAGAGAAUUGAGCUGUAUGACUGCCAGCAAGUCACACGGGCUGGAAUCAAAAGAAUCCGAGUAGGCUCAUCGACCUCACGUGAAAGUGCAUGCUUACUUUGCUCCAGUAACUCCCCCUCCUUCGGUCGGAGGGAGCGGACAGCGCCUCUGCAGAUGCUGCAUUAUUCUUUGACACAAAGUGCAACCACACAGCAUUCUCUGUUUAGUUUUUUUGUUGUUGUUGAAGAAAAGAACUGGACUGCAAGUCAGUGGAAGGAGUUGGUUUCCCGACAGUUACAAUGGUGAUGUUUGAUCAUCCAGUUUUGUGACGAGAAGAGCAUUUUUUUUUCCAGGUAAAAAGUCUUACUGUAAUGUUCAGAUGUGGAUUAAGUUGGUGAUGCUUUGGUUUGUGCUAGUGACUCCUUCCUUCUGUUGGCAUGAGAACUGAAGUGCUGUGUACAACGCGGGGGUGUUUCAGCAUUAUGGUAUUUGGUGAACGUUCACUAAUGUGGAAGUGAGUUUGUAUCUGUAAGCACUUCUAUAAGUUGUAUUCAGCAUGAGCUCUGAUGUAAGAUGGGGCUCAGGUCAGACACGGGAUGAAACUGAACCUGCUGUUCUGUAAUAUACGUGGCAGAUUAAAUAUCAGGUUUAAGGACAAAUCAGCUUUAGCAAACGUCGACCAAAAAUGCAAGGUAGUCAUGUGCUCUUCCAGCAAAACAGCUUAUACUUCUUCAUGAUCCAGCACUGCAUUUAAUGACAUUAACAGGACAUAAUAGGUAAUGUCAAAAGGUAAAGACUGUACCUCAUGAUAACUAUAUAAAUACUUGUCAAAUUUUUUAACUUGGCUCAGUUGAACUACGAGUUAGGAUAAAGCUUGCCCGUCACUGAAGCACGUUUUAUGCCCCAUGCCAUCAGCUGUUAAAAGGGGUUGGAAAUCCACUGGGGGGGAGCUUGUGCACUCUGCUGAAACGAGCUGCCACAGCCAUCCACGGUGCUUACUGUAAUGCCAUUACUGUGUCCUCAGUCACCUCCUGGUUUGUAAUGGAAGGACGGAGCAGCUCUGGGAAGAGGGAUGCACUGCUCCUGCUUUUCUGAGGUGAGGAAUGGAAGCUAGGUUAAGCUGCAGGAACUGUGAUGGAGUGGGGAGUUGAGGUCAAGCUGUUUGUCCUUGUGUUGUAGGGAUGCAGAUCUGUGGGCAGGAAUUGAACCAAACCAGUGGUUUUCAAAUGCAGAAAGGCAAACUCUUCACAUCUGGGUUAUUAAAGAAGCUGUCAAUGUCUGAAUAAUAAUUUAAAAAAAUUCUGAAUUUCUGAAUAAUAAUUAAAAAAAUUAAAUAAUUAAGUAUUAACUCUUGAGGCCAUGCUUUCAUCCUUAGUUUUCCAGUGCUAGAGGAUUAGAUAGAUGAACUUUUUUAUAUAAAGCAACCUAAUUAUCUGAGACAGAUAAACUACUCAACAGCUCAGAAAGCUUUUCUGCCUAAGACUGGUUGUGUGUGUUUAUGUUUUAAGAGUCUGGGGCCUGCGUGUUUACUGAAAUCUAACAGAAAUACUGGCUUCAUUAACAAAGCCAUCCGAGAAGCUCCUACCGGGGCAUUCCGGCAUCUGUCAUAAAUCUGAACUACUUUUUAAGUGAUGUGAACACUAAGACCUCAGUGGCUACCAACAACGUUACUAUCCUGCUGUACCCAUUCAGAGGUGACAGGGAUGGUAAAUGAAGAUCUCCACUUUAAGGAUAAAUACCUAAAGGACAGUGCAGUUUUCUUUUCUACUGCAGAAUAAGCCCAUCAAUCAGGGCUCAUUUUGCACACUAGUAGAGGAGUGUUGUUACAAUCAGACUUAGAUUUCCAGUAAGGCACUGCUGUAAUGAAGAGUUUCAAGAUUUUAUUCUCCACUGCACCAGGGAAGUCAUUGGUACCCCUAUGUCAAGAAGUGUUGCCUUUGGUUGGCUCAGUUUUGUUUUUUUUUUUAAGAACAUAAUGAACCUUGUAAGUAUGUCCAUUGCAUUAAAGAUGUACAAAAACAAAUGGAACCUACUCUGGUAUAGGACACUUAAAUAAACAAUCAGCUGAUGUCAA
Centrocercus urophasianus (Greater sage-grouse) is the source of this 3317-nucleotide messenger RNA. RefSeq names its product F-box and leucine rich repeat protein 2 (gene FBXL2). The transcript is spliced from 16 exons. The coding region runs from base 161 to 1549 and encodes 462 amino acids. The record is from RefSeq and is a predicted model, not a curated record. Gene Ontology annotation, cellular component: SCF ubiquitin ligase complex. Lineage: Eukaryota; Metazoa; Chordata; Aves; Galliformes; Phasianidae. Gene Ontology annotation, molecular function: protein binding. Gene Ontology annotation, biological process: SCF-dependent proteasomal ubiquitin-dependent protein catabolic process.